AUGAAGCUGGCUUGUCGAGCGAGCAUCAGCAAACGCGAGGCUUUCAAUGCUCCUGACGAAAUAGCCGCUCUUCAUGAGGUCGUUUUUCGGCCGAGCCUGCCAUCGAAUGAUCUGAUCCGGCCAGAAAAGGAGGUCGUUGUAGUCAGCUCCUCGGACAGAAUGAUUGGCUUCCUGUCUCGUAGCGGAUCCGUGAUGGAAGCGGACUCGGAGGCCGGCCUGAAGCGGUCCGACGGAGUGGUUAGAUCCGCUUUUCACCCGCCCCUCCAGGGACUGCAUCUUCCCCACCCCGUCCACCAAUCGCUACACCUUCAGCCCCGGCAACAACUCGACGUCACUUUGUUGCCCACAGAGACUCGUCCCACAGCCCUGGCCAGCGCUCUCGCCUACCUGGACACUCAUCAGUCCGUCGUCAAGGUUAGUCGAUUGGCCGUUUUGCUGUACCACGGCCGGUUGUCGAUGCGGCCUGAGGAAGGACAAGUCGGUGGGUCUUUUGUGUCAUACGACUUUCUUCUGGCCGGAUUGGCGGACCAAUCUUGUGGUCUGUUUGGCUGA
Molecule: messenger RNA, 552 nt
Organism: Protopolystoma xenopodis
Lineage: Eukaryota; Metazoa; Platyhelminthes; Monogenea; Polystomatidea; Polystomatidae
Source: the annotation of a GenBank genome assembly